AUGCUGCGUUCAAUGGGUUGGCGAGAAGGAAGAGGCAUCGGAUUGGCGAAUGUGAAACAGAAACAGCAGAGAGGUAAUCAGCCUAUUUGGGCUGAAAUUUGGACGGUGUGAAGAUGUGACCCAUCAGGUUUUUUCUUUGAUUGGGGUGGCGUUGACGCAGCUUUUUGGAUACCUGGAUUUUGAGCUGCUCGGGCGCAAGUGCCAGUGACCAGAACAAACCAAAAGCAGACUUUCCCUCAACAUUUUCCCGGAAAUAUCCUAGAACAAUUCCUUUUUCAGGCGGACUCUCGUCGGAAGCCCAAUACGACCGUGAACAAGCAUCGAAAGUGGCGCCGUCCUACGAAAUGGCCAACGAAGACGCGCUCAUCCAGCAGCUGACUCCCCUCACUGGCGUUCACGGCAUCGGAUACCAGGGCCUCCGCAACACCUCGGUCCUCGACGAAUCCUACGGCAAAACGGCUCUCGCCCUCAAAUCGGGCAAGAAAAACUCGAAAGGAAUCAGCGGACAGGCGUUCGGAGUGGGCGCGUUCGAGGAGGAGGACGAGAGCGUCUACACGAACUACGACCUCUCGCAGUUCGACUUCUCGCUCGACGUCAACGGCGGCGCUUUGGAAGAGUCGAAUCUGAAGACGCAGAAGAUCGACACGGCGUUCGAGCUGCAGCCGAAACGAUUGAAUCCCCGGAAGUUCUACCCACCGCCACGUGUCCCUCCGAACUUCCGCGCCGAACAUCGCCCCAUUCCGAUGGAUAUCUCCCGACUUCCCCGGGUCAUGAAAGACGAUGUGAAGCAGAUGACGGCCGUGCAGAGGGCCAUGUUUCUCGGCGAAGAUCGGGUGGAGGUGCUGGAGGGGAAGAAAGAGGGAAAAGCGAAGGAACGGCGCAGUCGGUGGGACAUCAAAGCGGAGGAAGUGGAGAGGAAAGAGCAAGAAAGAGGCGGAGAGGCGGACGAGGAGAGGGACCGACGUCUCCGGAACCGAAUCGAGUUCGCGGACGAACCGAUGCGGCAGGCCCGAUUCAAAGAGUUCCUGCACUAUCUGCGACGCGGCCUCGCGUACCCGCAACCGACAGAUCUGACCGUCUGGGAGUGGGAGUGGGAGAAGAAGGAGUUCGAGUCGAAACUGACGUCGGAAGAGCGGGCGAUGCUGCCGGAGGUGCAGUCCCGGAGCCAGCCGCUCGCAAAGACCGCCAUUGCGGCGCCGAUCCACGAGGCGAUGGCGUCGAAGUUUGUGAAGGAGGCGGGCGGUGAUUUAAAAGUGGGACAGAAGGACGAGGACAAGUUGGCGGCCGUCAAAAUGGAGAUGUUUGGAGAGAGGACUCGGCAGAGCUUCGAGUGGUCAGUCAAGGGAAUUGUGAACUUCAUUUUUUUUGCUGCGGAACUCUAGAAUUUGAGGAAUUUUGUUGUUCUUGAACGGAUCACGUUGGUUUUUAGGUCAAGAACCAUACGCCCAUUUGUGCUCAAAAAGCCUUCAGAUGUUCCGCAGCGAAUAGUCCGAUCAGAUCUCAUUAGACUUCUAUGCUCUCUUCUUUCCAGGUACCCGGACAGUCUGCUCGCCAAACGGUUUAACGUCCCACAUCCGUACCCAGGCGCGGAAAUGACCGGAGUUCCGGCGCUUCAGAAGAACAAUUUCCGAAAAAAAGAGACGUUGGCGGACAUUGGAGGCGUUAGCAUCGGAAUGCCGAACACGGCGAAUGAGAUUCAAAUGAGGUUCACAUAUUGGUCGGAAAUAGUUUUGAUCGAAUGAAAACGUUUCAGAGAACGACUUCUAAAGUCGAGAGCUCGAAAAGAAGCAGAAGAGCGGAAGAAGGACGACGACUCGGAGGGAGAGAAUAAGUACGAUGACGCGGAUAAACGACGAUUGGAUUCAGAAUCGGAAGAGGAAGAAGAAGAGGAAAAGAGGGAGGAGAAGGCUCCCAAAUCUUUUUACGACUUUGUUUUCGGAGGAGAAGGUGAGGGAACGUCUUCUGAAAGCGAAUCGGAGAGCGACGAUGAACAUGCGGAAGAAGAGGAAAGAAGGAAGGCGUUGAAAAAGCGCGACGACGAUAUUCGGAGGAAAAAAGAGGAAAAGGAGCGGAAAGAGGAAGAGGAAAGGGGGAAAAUCGAGAAGGAACGAAGGGAGUUGGAGAGGAGGGAGAUGGAAAUCGAGCAGAAGAGGAGGAGCAAGACGUCGGACGGAGACGAUGA
Molecule: messenger RNA, 2182 nt
Organism: Caenorhabditis sp. 36 PRJEB53466
Lineage: Eukaryota; Metazoa; Nematoda; Chromadorea; Rhabditida; Rhabditidae
Source: the annotation of a GenBank genome assembly